Polyodon spathula (Mississippi paddlefish) is the source of this 3246-nucleotide messenger RNA. RefSeq names its product zinc finger protein DPF3-like. Gene Ontology annotation, biological process: nervous system development. Lineage: Eukaryota; Metazoa; Chordata; Actinopteri; Acipenseriformes; Polyodontidae. The coding region runs from base 245 to 1210 and encodes 321 amino acids. The record is from RefSeq and is a predicted model, not a curated record. The transcript has 11 exons. Gene Ontology annotation, cellular component: nucleus; nBAF complex.
AAAGGUGUAAGUCAGGGUAUGCAGGCUGUGUGUGCGUAUGCCUGCAGUGCUAGCAGCACCAGCACCUUUCCUCAACAAACCAUACUGAGGGCUGUCACAAUCAGUCAGCCUGGGUGAUCAGUUCUAUAAGGAGGCUAUUGAGCACUGCCGCAGCUACAAUGCCCGUCUGUGUGCAGAGCGCAGCGUGCGGCUGCCCUUCCUCGACUCCCAGACCAGGGUGGCACAGAACAACUGCUACAUCUGGAUGGAGAAACGCCACCGGGGACCAGGGUUGGCGUCUGGACAGAUGUACACGUACCCGGCUCGCUGCUGGAGGAAAAAAAGACGAUUGCACCCUCCUGAAGACCCCCAGCUCCGCCUCUGUGAGCUCAGACUGGAGGGAGAGCUGCCUCAGAGGAAGGAGGGCCAGUCGGCUGAGGGGACCACAUUGGAGGCCCUGCUGAGGGGAGAGGGGCUGGACAAGAACAACUCCAAGGACGAGGAGAGCCUGCUAGAGAUCCAGAGGGUUCUGGAGGCUGAUGAGAACGGAGAUGGUUACCAUGACGACGAUGAUUUUGAAGUUGACACUCCAAAGCGAAAACACAGGACCAAAGGACGAGGCCGUGGCUCGGGCAGGAGAAGGGUGGAGGCUGCAGUCAUGGAGGACCAGGACAAGCCCUACGUGUGUGACAUCUGUGGGAAGCGCUACAAGAACCGCCCGGGUCUCAGCUACCACUACGCCCACACCCACCUGGCAGACGAGGAGGGGGAGGAUGAGAGAGACGAGGAGCCAGCCCGCUCCCCGCCAGCCCCCAAACGCACUGACAACCACAAACCUCAGAAGGGCCCAGACGGGACCAUCAUUCCCAAUAACUACUGUGAUUUCUGCCUGGGGGAUUCUGGCUCCAACAGGAAGACUGGCCACGCGGAGCAGCUUGUCUCCUGCUCUGACUGCGGGCGAUCUGGCCACCCCACCUGUCUGCAGUUCACUGUGAACAUGAUGCAGGCCGUGCACACCUACCAGUGGCAGUGCAUCGAGUGCAAAUCCUGCAGCCUGUGCGGCACCUCUGAGAACGAUGAUCAGCUCCUGUUCUGUGAUGACUGCGACCGUGGAUACCACAUGUACUGUUUGAAACCCCCCAUGAUCCAGCCUCCUGAAGGGAGCUGGAGCUGCCACGUGUGCCUGGACCUGCUGAAGGAGAAAGCCUCAGUCUUCAAUGAGCAGCCUUAGACACGGAGAAGACCACUGCAGCCAGUGCUACCCAGGGGCGGGGCGACCCUCCACAUCAAGCAUUCCACUGCAGCACUGGCAGCACGCUCGCUGUAAUAAGAGCAUCUCUCGUACACAGCUGCUUCACCCUGUCCAUCCUGAUUCUCAAGCCACUCUCUCAGGCUGCUAUCCAACUUCAUUCCAGUGCUGUCUGCCCUAACCCUGGCUUCUGAGGUUCAGUUUGAAUUCUGCCAUCUAGUAACACAUAGCCCAUUAGGAAUGAAGAAAAUAACACCAUUAUACGAGAACAUAUUUUCCACUUAGGAAUCACCAGACCUACAAUUUUCUGCUGUUUUCUCGUUUCAAUCUUUACCUUUCAAACUUUUGCCUGCAUUUUACAAGUUUGAGUUUUUCCUGGCCUACAUGAUCUGCUGUAACUAACUCUGUUCACUACUCUGUAAGGUUAAUGUCUAAUAAUGGUGAAACAGCAUGACCGUUCUUCUUAAUACGACUGUUAGGAGAUCAUUCGCACUUUACCACUACGAGGGUGGAGUCUACCUCAUCCACUUAUAGGAGUAUAAAAGUCCAACCUCAUUUCAACAAAGACUUUGAAAAUUACUUUGUCAAAACCUUUGCCGUUGUAUUUAUGAAGUUUCUAUUAGUAAUUAUAAUAGUGACUGGAAAAAGUAUUCAAACCGCACUGCUGGUUUGCGGUGCUUGGGUAUGGGAUGGUUAUUGCCUGUUUUACACCUCUUGGACUGUUUGCUCAAUAACUAUCUUAGUAUCCUUAAUAAGACAAAAUAUAGGAUUGAUGACUGCAAAGACUUUAUGACAGUACAAUAUUUAAGACAAACUGUCUUGGCAGUCACCAUUGAAGAAACAAUUUUUGGGGGGUAAAAUUAUAAACAAAUAUGUACUAUUUUUUAGGACGUGACAGUUAUUUAUUUAGGGGUGUCUGAGACAAAUGUCCCUCCCUCAAACAUUGCCAUCCAGCACGGGUGGUUGAAUUCUUUUUUGAGUCACUGAACUAUGACAUUAACAAAAAAAAAAAAAAAAACAUCUUAAAGACUUUUGCAAACUGUAAAACUGCCAAAACACAAUUAUUGUGCAUUUUGUAAUUUGGUACUUAUGUACAUAGAGUUGCCAUUAACAUAUCAUAAUUGAAAUUGAAUUCCAGACCCAGACACUUCUUCAUUUCAGGUUUUAAAAGGCUGCUAUCUGCUCUCGUAUACAAUCUCUCAGCCUCUGCUCCAUCACUGCCUCUGGUAUGACUGUCAAAAACAUUCCUCUCUGCUUAUUCUAACCCUGUUGCAAUAAAACCGCUCUUCUUGCCAACUUCCAUGUCUCGGGUAUAAGGCAGAUAUACAUUCCAUUGUGGGACUAGAAGACGAACGAUUCCCUGUAGCUUUCAGAGAACAGAGGGUGAACAACAAUGUGCGUCUUGAACAUUAAAGGAGUGCUGCUAACCAAAGGGUUAAAAAUAAUUUUCUUACCUUUUUAUUAAUGACCCACAUGUCCACUGGCCUGUAUACCUCGAGUGCAGAAGCAGUAUUUCAGCUUUGUAUGGUAUGGUAUUUGAAAAAUGGUAAAAUUUAAAGUAAAAAAAGAUCUUUAGGAGUAACAAGUUGGGGACCAAUGAUAAUGCUGCAGGAGUUUUACAGUGGAUUUUAAAGCUUGGAAUAGGACUCCUUUGACACAUGUUGUAAAUGCUGCCUUGGGUUUGAAUAAUAACCCCCUGUGAUUCAGUGAGGAUAUGUGGGGAAAAAACAACCAAGAUCUAGAGAUACAAGUCUUGUGAUCUCAGCAUUACAGAACUGAAAUAGAUUAUUUUCUUAACACUAAAAACUGAACAGAUAGUAUUAUAGGCCAAUUCUUUUAUUCCAACACUGAAAACCAAAAGUGCUUUUCCAGGAUUUCAGGACUUGUCCUGGAGGGCCAGAUCACUUCCAGGAUCCUGUUUUUACUUUUUUUUUUUUUUGUUGGCAGCAGGGGAUUCCACUGCUGCUGUGUAACCUUGGUGCUAAAUCUUGAAUUUCACCAACAUUAAGGAUGGAUCA